This is a messenger RNA of Eriocheir sinensis (Chinese mitten crab), 3842 nucleotides long. RefSeq names its product ubiA prenyltransferase domain-containing protein 1 homolog (gene heix). Lineage: Eukaryota; Metazoa; Arthropoda; Malacostraca; Decapoda; Varunidae. Bases 290 to 1261 code for a protein of 323 amino acids. The transcript has 2 exons. Gene Ontology annotation, molecular function: prenyltransferase activity. Gene Ontology annotation, biological process: menaquinone biosynthetic process; vitamin K biosynthetic process. Gene Ontology annotation, cellular component: Golgi membrane; endoplasmic reticulum. The record is from RefSeq and is a predicted model, not a curated record.
UGUCCCCGGCGGCGGUGCAGCAGGUGGCGGGGGUCAGGAAAUGCCAGGCUUGAGCCGCGGGUGACCGCCGCCUCCCAAAGGUCUGCCCCGCCCCGCGGCCCCGCCAUCCCCGCUGCGUGCACAGCCCCCUGCUGCCCUGCCUCACACCACGCACAUUCUAAACACACAGUAGUCACUUCAUUAGUGGCUCAGGUUUUGCUGUCCACACUUGAGCUGUGUGGUUUGGGUUCCAAGAGACAAGUUUUCCUGUUGCUGGAGUAAAGGCUCCAGCUGUUUCAGAGGCAAGGUCAUGGGGACAAGGCCCAUGGACAUGAGUGGGAACAGUGAGGGCAGGAAGGACAAGGGAAACAGCCAUGGGUCGCCCCUCAUGAAGCUGUCGGCCUACGUGCUUGCCCUGCGGCCAUGGUCCUUCAGCGCCUCUCUGAUGCCAGUGCUGCUGGGGAGCACGCUGGCAAGCAAGGCCACAGGGGACAUCAGCCUGGUGGCACUCUUCACCACGGCGCUCACAGCACUCUCGGUUCAUGCCGCUGGGAAUGUUGUCAACACUUACUUUGACUACAUCAAGGGCAUUGACAGCAAGAAGAGUGAUGACCGCACACUGGUGGAUCAACUACUCUCAAAGGAUGAGAUUGUGACACUGGGUGUGAUCCUCUAUUCGGCAGGAUGCGUUGGCUUUGUCAUCCUUACUAUGGUGACACCGGCCCGCCUGGAACACCUUGCCCUUGCCUACUUUGGGGGUCUCUCCAGCUCCUUCCUGUACACAGGUGGCGUUGGAUUCAAAUAUAUUGCACUCGGGGACGUGCUCAUCCUCAUCCAGUUUGGGCCGAUGACGGUGCUGUUCUCUUACAUGGUGCAGGUGGGCCACGUGCACUGGGCCACCAUCCUGUACGCAGUGCCACUUGCCCUCAACACCGAGGCCAUCCUGCACUCCAACAACACCAGGGACAUGGAGUCGGAUAAGCGGGCAGGCAUAGUCACGCUGUCCAUCCUCAUUGGCUCCACAGCCUCGGAGGUGCUGUACGCAGUGUUCCUCUUCGCUCCGUACACCAUGUUUGUGGUGUGGGGCAUUAAGUACAGCGUGAUGCUCUUCCUUCCCCUCAUCACCAUCCCUGAAGCUUUCCGGCUGGAACGCCACUUCAGAACAGUAAGCAAGGCCACUAUCCCCCAGAGGACUGCCAAGCUCAAUGCUUAUCUGGGCUUCCUUUAUGUGCUCGCGUGUGCCCUCUCGGACCCGGCCAAGCUGCCCUACAUUCUGGGAUGACGCACCGUUGUUCCCUUCCCUUGAGCUGUGUUCCUGUGCAUUAGUGGCAGUUUUUUUUAAUGACUGACGUGUGUGUGCGCUGUUUGGCCAUUUAUUUAUUGUAUUUUUAUAGUAAAGCAAACCUGAACUCAGAGCAGCUUUGGAAUACUACUGUAGUUUAGUUUGUGUAUGUGAUGGUGUGAUGAUCCAUGACCCUCCACCACCACCAGUUUCCUAGAAGCCAGACUGAGGCUCACGCACUGACUGUUGGUUGUGCAUUGAGGGGCCACCACCACUGCUCUCAGCCCAACACUGCAGCAGUCUCUCAACAUGGACUAUAAAUAAUUCAAGGUUUAAAAGAAUGGAACAAUACUCAGAAUAUAUGUGAAAUUACUAAUUCAAGGCUAACAACAUGAUUAAGAUUUUUUUAGUAACCUUGCCAGUCUUCUGUUACUUUUAGAUUAAGUAGCCCAGGUUUGUUUCACUGACAAAACAGAAUCUCAACAUCACCCAUUAACUUUUCACUGGCCUUUCACAUAAACUUUUCUUUUUAAAUACAGUAAAAGCUCAAGGCUGAGUAUUUUCCUGGAAUAUCAUUAGCAUUUGUGCAGUUGGAUUUCUUUGUGUGGAUAUUCAUCACAACCUGUGGUGUCAGAUUCUCAUUACCAAAGAUAAUGACAGUCUUUGGUCUCUAUACCUAAACUAAUAUUGAAAUCACACAUGAAAGCCUCAUGUGCCUUUUCAUUCCAAGGUACACACACUUGUAAAGCCAGAAAGGGCAAGUUCCAGGACAGGCAUGACCCACAUCUGUUUAUGGAAUGGUCUCACUAAUGAUUAUGGUAUAAUUAAACGAUGAAGAGGCUGGCAUGAUUUAAACAAGUCACUCAUCCUACAGACAGAUGGUUGAUUUCAGGGAAAAAUGAUUUUAAGGACAAUCUACUACAAAGUACAACAACCAUGAAUUCAGAAAUCUCUAAACCUGUGCUUCCCACAUUAAUAGACAACCAGUUCAGACAAUAAAGACCAUGUCAUUGUUGUCUGCUAAGAAUGCCACUAAUUAAGCUACUACUGAUGCUUGUCAUGAUGAGCUCUGAAUUUGGCCAAAAUAUAAUGUAUACUGUGACGUAUACUGUACUGGUGGGUGACUGGGAGGCUCUGCAAGAUGCUUGGCUCAUGUCUGUGAUGGCUCGAGUCCACAUUUUCAUAACAUGACAGGAGAGGCACCAUUAUUGUGGCCUUAGAAGAGCUGCAGAGUACAAGUUGCUAAGCUCAAAAAGAACAAUAUUUUACUUUUUUUUCCCCCUUAUUUUAGGUUAUUUUUCAGAAUCCCAUAGUGAAAUAGGGCACAUUUUCAUCAUCUAUCUAGAAAUAAGCAACAAAGAACCAGGUGUCUGUAGUGAUUCCACACAAAAAGAAAGAUAAAAGCCAUUUAAUUAAACAAAGUCCAUGGGUAAGGAUGCUGGAUCUCCCUAACCCAGUGCUACUCUCCAAAUACCAACAUAUUCCUUAGUACAGCUGCAGGCAAAAGUAUUAAUCCACCUAACUUUAAACUUUUGCCUAUUUGUGUGUGAAGGUCACAUGGGGUGGAAGGUGAAUGGCAAGGAAGGGAUGUGUAAAAAGGUGGAUUGAUUGUUUUGUCGGCAACUGAACACUGGAUCGAUUCAUUAAAUAUCUUGGAUCUCCAGUUUCCCUCCAGCACUUCUUUGCCCAUGUGUGCACGCCGUACUUAAUGGGAAGGACUUGCCUCCUCCAAGCAUUGAGUGAGCAGUGUUUCCUUUCUUUUAUUUUGUUUUGUUCCCCCCAAACACAGGUCAUUAAAAGCCUUGGAAUAAGGUGUAUAAAUGGAUUCUGGCAGCUCAUAGUGUAUUUUUCUUUCCGAUACUUAAAUACUUCAACUUAAAAUAACACAUACAAUCUACUAUCAGAUAAAUACAGUGCUAGUCCUAGGAGUAGUACAUACUAGGCUACUUGGUGUCCGUGGCAUUAGUGUAGUGCUACCGCUACAAGUACGUAGUGCUAACCCUCCCUUGGGCACACGCCAGGCAGCAGGGUAGAGGUGGUGGUGGUUUCAAUAAAAUUCCUGAAUGAAUAAGUUUUUCACUAAACCUCAAAGACAGGCAGACAAAAUAACCCCUUAAUUCUGACUGCCAGGACUGCAAUGAUUACUGUGGUACUACUUUGCUUAGUGAGCCAGCCAAAGUGCUUGCUCAUCCACUCUAAUGCAAAGUCAAUCUCAUCUGCUAAAGUUACAGAGCCCUGAGCAAUCUGGGUUUAUGGCUGGGAAGAGAACAACGACCUGAUCCCAGCCCAUGUCAAUCUCAUGAAGGCAUUUGACGCAGCUCAUCAUGAGGCACUCUGGGACAUUCUGUGGACCCAUGGGAUUCCUGCAAGGAUUAUUGACCUGAUGACUGACCUUUACUUCGGGACUGCAGUGCUGUGAAGUGUGGGGGAGGCCUGUUGCCAGCUUUAAUAAAAAUGCUACUAAGAGUAGCAAGACUUCUCCAUUCAAAAUUGACCCUCUUUUCUGUCCAUUAAAUUAUAUUUUCUUUAAAGGAGCAGUGCUUACGUGUUAUUUUCUUUUGACCUUAAGUUGCUUCCUUGU